Messenger RNA from Sporisorium graminicola, 1584 nucleotides. RefSeq lists its product as uncharacterized. The record is from RefSeq and is a predicted model, not a curated record. Lineage: Eukaryota; Fungi; Basidiomycota; Ustilaginomycetes; Ustilaginales; Ustilaginaceae. The coding region runs from base 1 to 1584 and encodes 527 amino acids. The transcript has 2 exons. Gene Ontology annotation, biological process: transmembrane transport. Gene Ontology annotation, cellular component: membrane. Gene Ontology annotation, molecular function: transmembrane transporter activity.
AUGACGAGCACUACUUCGCCGGCAGCUGUCCUCGACGCCAUGCGCGACAUUGAACGCGCUUCCUCAUCGGAUGAUGAGAAACUUCACGAUAGCAAACAAUCCGGCGGCCUUGGUGGUAGCAUUGUACCUCCGUUGUACGCAACCGAUACCCCCCGAUCCGAGCCAAGCCUGGUCUACGACGCUGCAAGGGAGAAAGCGUUGGUCCGCAAGAUUGAUUGGUACAUCGUUCCUACCGUUGCGCUGCUGUAUCUUAUGUGCUUCAUUGACCGAGCCAACGUCGGCAACGCACGAAUCGCCGGGCUCGAAAAGGAUCUCGGCAUGAACCCCAAGUCGUACCAAUUCAACAUCCUGCUCACCGCCUUCUAUGCCGCCUACGCCGCGUUCGAGAUCCCCUCGACCACGCUCACCAAAAUCCUCGGCCCCGGCCGCUGGAUCCCCGCCAUGGCGUUCCUCUUUGGCCUGCUCAGCAUGGCCAACGCAUUCGUCACCAACUUUGGGAGCGCCGUCGUCGUGCGCCUGCUCCUCGGUGUCGCCGAAGCGGGCAUGCUGCCGUCCAUCGCGUACUACCUGAGCCGGUGGUACAAGAAGGACGAGCUCGUGUUCCGGUUGGGGCUGUACCUUGUGACGGCUCCGUCGGCGGGUGCGUUUGGCGGGUUGUUGGCAUCCGGCAUCCUGAAGAUCCCGCAUAUGGGGAGCGUCAGGUCGUGGGAGAUGAUCUUUUUGAUCGAGGGCCUGAUUACGAUGGUGGUAGCGAUUGUGGGCUACUUUACGUUGACGGACUCGAUCCAUACGGCGAGGUGGUUGACGGAGGAGGAGAAGGUGUUUCUGCAGGCGCGCUUGAAGUCGGAGCUGGUCGGACAGAAGGAUCUGGUAGACAAGACGCACAAGAAGCUGCUGUGGAAGGGGAUUACUUCGACAACCUCGCUCUGCUGCGCUGCUAUCUUCCUUCUGGAUAACAUUGCGGUCCAGGGUACAGCCGUCUUCCUUCCCACCACGGUUAAGGCCAUCUUCCCAGCACCCAAACACACGGUGAUCGACCAGCAGCUGCUCACCGUGCCGCCCAACAUCGCCGGCGCGAUCGCCACGCUCGCCUUCACCUACUGCGCGGCCAAAUUCCGCAUCCGCUCCGUCUUCACCAUUGCAGGCAGCAUCGUCAUGGUCAUCGGAUACGCAAUGCUGGUGGGGAGCAACAACCUCUACGUCCGCUAUGCAGCUUCGUUCUUCGCCACCUCGGGCGCAUUCACCCAGGGCGCGCUCCUACCGGCCUACGCCGCGGUCAACGCAAACAACGACAGCGAGCGCACGGGCGCCAUCGCCGUCACUGUUUUCUUUGGCAACAUCGGCGGGCUGAUCAGUUGCUGGACCUACCUCAACAAGUACGCGCCGCACUUUUUGCCGGGCAAUGCGCUCAACUUGGCCGGCGGCGUGGCCAUGGCGUUGAUUGGUGUCGGCUUGGUGUGCUGGCAGAGGUGGGAGAACCAGCAGAGGGACGCUGGCAGGAGGGACUGGCGCUUGGAAGGGUUGAGCGAGGAUGAGAUUUACUUGCUUGGCUCGGAUCACCCGCAUUUCAGGUUGAGGUACUAG